Daucus carota subsp. sativus is the source of this 822-nucleotide messenger RNA. RefSeq names its product kiwellin-like. Bases 27 to 680 code for a protein of 217 amino acids. The record is from RefSeq and is a predicted model, not a curated record. The transcript has a single exon. Lineage: Eukaryota; Viridiplantae; Streptophyta; Magnoliopsida; Apiales; Apiaceae.
GACAAAACUGAACACACUUAACAAAUAUGACAGCUCUCACUUUUGUUUACUUCGCUUUAAUCUUCACAAUUUCUCCACUUGUCGGAAACGCAAUUUCUGGCUGCAAUGGUCCAUGCAAUGACCUAAACGACUGCUCCGGCCAGCUCAUCUGCAUCAACGGCAAAUGCAACGAUGAUCCCGACGUCGGAACUCAUAUAUGUAAAUCAGGAACAUCUCCACAGCCACCGCAGCCAUCAGGCCCAUGCAAACCCGCGGGCACACUCACUUGCGGGAAGAAAAAACGCACCACCUACACCACCUAUAGCUGCUCCCCGCCAAUCACCGCCUCCACGCCAGCUGUUCUGACGCUGAAUGACUUCAGAAAAGGCGGUGACGGGGGAGCAGAGUCUAGCUGCGACAAUAAGUUCCAUGAAAAUUGGGAACUUAUUGUCGCAUUAUCGACCGGAUGGUUCGAUAAUAGUUCGAGAUGUUUCAAGAAAAUCAGGAUUAGGGCGAGUAAUGGGAGGAGCGUGGAGGCGAAGGUGGUGGAUGAGUGUGAUUCUAUGCAUGGUUGCGACAAAGAGCAUUCGUAUCAACGACCGUGUGACAAUAACAUUGUGGAUGGUUCGUCUGCGGUGUGGAAUGCGUUAGGGCUCAACAAGGACUUGGGCAGGGUCAAUAUUAAUUGGUCCAUGGUUUAAAGUAUUAAUAAUUGUACUAUGUUUCGGAACUUUAAUUGUGUUUCUUUUGCUAAUUAUGUGGACUUCGGAUGUAAGCACUUCGAAGUCAAAGUCGUUGUUAUCUUUUUCGAAUAAAGUGUUUUAAUGUUUUUACUAAAUAGAA